CAAUAUAUCAAUAGUCAUUCAUCAUACUUAGACAACACACACUACACACACUAAACACAACACCACUUGUUCCUUUCUCUCAAGAACUAUGGCUUCUACUCAUCUAACAUACACCGGUGAAGAAGGAAGCAGCCUCCACUCCACACCGAUAUUCCGGCCAUCGUCGGCCCGUCGGACGCCCUCGUUCUCAUCAGUCUCGCCGUCGGAUUCUUGUGACUCUUCCUUUGGAUCAUUGACAUUCUCCUUGGCUGAGGAAUUCCCUCCAUUUAGUCCAAUUAGCACACCUCUCAAGUUCAAAGGAAUCCCAUUCUCUUGGGAGAAGCUCCCCGGAAUCCCCAAGAACCAAUUAGGCCCAAAGAAGAAGGCAUGUUCCGAGCAUCUCCUCCCACCACCGCCGGCCGGAACCACCAACUCCGCCGCCAAGAAACUGCUCCACCAAGAAGAGAUCUCCCCCAAGAAGAGCAAUAGGUUUGUUCAAAGGGAUCCAUUCUUUGCAGCACUGGUGGAAUGUUCCAAGGAUGAUCAUGAUGAGGAGGAGGAGCAUGAUCAUCAUCAUCAUGGCAGCUCAUCCAAGAUCACAAGGACUUUGAGUGAUAGGUUUGGAUUCAUAAGCAUGUAUGCUUCUUGCAAGAGGACAUGUGCGGUGUCGGAAUCUCUUGUCUACCUCCCAAGACCAAGCCCUCAUUACCUUCUUAAUCGUCGUUCGAGCUAAGUGAACCGUUCCUAUGCCUGAAUUAUGAUCAAAUCCAGCUGCAUUAUCUAUAGAUGUAAGAAUUUUACUACUCGAAUAUCAAUCAUGUCUUCAUGUUGUUACCAAAGUUUUUAUUAAAUUUCGACCUGGGUUUUUUUUUUUUU
Molecule: messenger RNA, 855 nt
Organism: Sesamum indicum (sesame)
Lineage: Eukaryota; Viridiplantae; Streptophyta; Magnoliopsida; Lamiales; Pedaliaceae
Source: RefSeq, a predicted model, not a curated record